ACCAUGGGCAUUUAUAACACACGCCUCGAAGCUGCGUUUCAAAACAUCGUCGGUUGAUUUAGCGGAGCGGCUGUCGGCUUGUCAAUCCUAAGAGGCUUCGUGUCAUUUCCAGAGCUUGUAGCCAGUUUUCGCCUCGUCAUGCACAGCCGCAUCCCAGUUUUAUUCAUUUUUCUGCACGGAGUUCAGCUCCUGCUUUCGGCUCCUGUUCAGAACUCAGCGGAGUCGGGGGAGCCCUGGUUUUGCCGUGAACUCGAAUGUCCAGCGUACGUCGUGGUCAAGAGUUAUGAGAAUUUUGAAGAACGGAGAUACGAGGCAAGUUGCUGGAUGACAACUGAACUUGAAGGGUCCUACACGCGUGCUGUAUACUUGGGUUUCAUGCGACUUUUUUGGUACAUCAACGGAAAUAAUGCCGCUGGUGAGAAGAUUCCAAUGACUACUCCAGUUAUUACUCGGGUAGCUCCAACGACAGAUCAGAAACACUUGACGAAUGUGUCUGUGGCUUUCUUUGUGUCCCCACAAGUUGCAGAUCCACCCAAACCAAAUGAUGAGUCAAUCCAUUUGUCAAGCUUCCCAGCAGGCAAUUUUUAUGUUCGCUCUUUUGGAGGUUAUGCUGUGGAGCAGGACUAUAUCAAGAACAUCAAAGCUCUUAUGGAGGAUCUGAAGGUGGCUGGACUGCCCUUUGAUAAUCAACAUUAUAUUAUUGCUGGAUAUGACCCUCCUUUUAGGUUCAUUAACAGACACAAUGAAGUCUGGCUUUCUUCUGCUUGAAGCUGCUACUGAGUUGUUCAUUUGCAGAAUAAAAAGCAAUUUAAAAUGAUCUUCCUUGUAACUGGUCAGAGUUUUUAACUUUAAUCUUUUAAUAUAAUUCUGUACUAGUUUUCAAGUGCACUUAUUGUACAAUGUAUGCAAUUGCAUAGAGAAUUGGAGAGCUUGUGUUUUUCUGUUGAUUAGUUACAAGAUUUUCCAAUGCGUCAUUGCUUUCUGCAGUAAAGAAACUGGUAUGAAUUGCCAUGCCUCACAAAUGGCUGUGUGUGGUUUUGUGUUUAUGCAGUUGUGUGGGGCCUGCUGCUGUUUGAAAUGAUAAAAAUGCAUGUAGGAUAACAGUACAUGUAAACCUUCAAACAGAAUUUUCUCAUAAUCUGUUAACUAUCACUUAAAUGCAUGUUGGUCAUUACCUUAGUUUGAGUAAGUCGUCAAAUGUAUGACAGAUUACCUGGAAAGGACAAUACCUGCUGUAAUUGUCAAGAUAGAUUUGUACUUCAUAAUCAGAAAUGGUGAAAGUAUGAAGCUUUGAAUGAAAGCCCUAUUUGAACGGGAAACCUUUGGGACAUAUGUCUGUUAAGUUGCUGUUACCACACGAUAUCGGUAUUUUUUUACCAUGGAUUCACACGGGAUACUUUGUCUAGAAAAAUUACUGAGAUAGGUGUGCAUUCUACAGUUAUGCGUAACCUGAAAACAACCACAUGCAUUGUAGCGACAUAACUGUUAUUCAUCCCCAUGACAAGUUCCUUUGUCUACAAAUUCUUCCACUUGACCGACAUGCUAUGAAUCGUUUUGAUGUGGUUUGCACAAAGUGUGGACUGUUUGUUUUUUUCCACAAAACACUCUGAAAUUCGAGGGGGAAAUGUUGAUUGAAUUUUACUAGGGCCUUGUUUAACUUGGGAUUAUUUUUUACAGAGUUUUUGUAGAAGGUAAAGGGCUCUGUAAUCUUUACUGAAACUUGAACAAACUUGCCAUUCUCCGAUCAGGUUUACUGUUACUUGAUUGGCCGAUUUCCGAUUUUUU
Erpetoichthys calabaricus (reedfish) is the source of this 1785-nucleotide messenger RNA. It is a transcript of the gene soul2, whose product is annotated as heme-binding protein soul2. The coding region runs from base 139 to 768 and encodes 209 amino acids. The transcript has 4 exons. The record is from RefSeq and is a predicted model, not a curated record. NCBI's taxonomy places the organism in Eukaryota, Metazoa, Chordata, Cladistia, Polypteriformes, Polypteridae.